CCCAAACGUGAGAACCUUUCAUUUACCCAUUUUUAUUAUCAUCAUAUGAAUUUAUAAUUAUGAUCUUCCCAACUCGAAAACCCUUUCCUUUUCCCUUCUUCCUGUUCUAGCAAAAAAACAGAGGAGAGUAAUUUGAAGAAGAAAAAAGUGUAAAUAUCAUGUAUUCUGGUUCAUUUCUUUCUGGAUUUUAUUGUUGGGGAUGGGAAUUUUUAACUGCCCUUUUGCUUUUUAGUUCUUCUUCUUCCUUCUAAAUCUCCAAUCUUUGAUCUUUCUAGAUUAAAUUAGAGUAAUUUUAGGAAUUUUUUAUAUUUUAAUUAAAACAGGGGAAAACAGGGUGUGUUUUUAUAAAUUAAAUAGUUUAAUUAAUUAGUAAUAUAAAAAAAAUGGGGCAAAGGUCAUUGCCGGCGCCAUUUUUGACGAAGACGUAUGAGAUGGUAGAUGAUUCAAAUUCAGAUGAUGUGAUUUCAUGGGGUGAGAAAGGAACUACCUUUGUUGUUUGGAAAACUGCUGACUUUGCUAAGGAUUUGCUUCCUAAAUACUUCAAGCAUAAUAAUUUCUCUAGCUUCGUUCGCCAGCUUAACACCUAUGGAUUCCGCAAAAUUGUGCCGGACAAAUGGGAAUUUGCCAACGACAGCUUCAAGAGAGAACAGAAAGAACUCCUUUCAGAAAUACGCCGGCGGAAGGCAACACUCGCCGGUAAGAUUACCUCCACCGGUGGCGGUGGCGGUGGUGGUUCUCAGUCUGUUUCAGGGGACGACGCGGGGUCCACAUCCACCUCAUCACCGGGUUCUAUUGAGAUAGCGGAUUUAUCGGGGGAGAACGAGAAAUUGAGACGAGAUAACGAGAUGCUGAACUCGGAACUUGUUCAGACAAAGAAGCAAUGUGAAGAGCUAAUGGGCUUUCUUUCGGCCCAUUUCAAAGUGGGCCCUGAUCAGAUCAACCAUAUCCUACAGCAAGGAGUGGUGGUGGACAACGUUGCGCGUGGGUCCCGCAAAGAUGAGGUAGGUGGCGAGGAUGACUUUGGUGGUGUUGAUGAUGAUGAUGAUGAUGAUGAUGACGACGAUGAAGAUGGAGAUGAAAAAGAAGGUUUGAAAUUGUUUGGUGUUUGGUUGAAAGAAGUUGGUGAGGUGGAAAAUGGGAAGAAAAGAGGGAGAUGUUAUCAUUUUGAAGGGGACAAUAAAUCCAAUUUGGGCUUUAAUGCGGCCCAAUGUCGUCAAAAGGUUAUGAAAAUUCUUUGAAGAGUUGUGUGACGUGUUAUGUGGGUUAGUUUAAUAUUCGUGAUUUAGAAAUGUUUUACACAAGAAGAAAGGCUAAAAAAGGCAUGUAUAGUGUGCUUGUAUAAUUGUAUUUAUAAAGUUUGUUUGGUGAAACUUAUGAAGAACUAUUGCUAAUAUUAAUAAACUUGGAAACCUGCUUAAUGAUCGGA
Messenger RNA from Spinacia oleracea (spinach), 1426 nucleotides. Its product is annotated as heat shock factor protein HSF24. Lineage: Eukaryota; Viridiplantae; Streptophyta; Magnoliopsida; Caryophyllales; Amaranthaceae. The coding region runs from base 384 to 1238 and encodes 284 amino acids. The transcript is spliced from 2 exons. Gene Ontology annotation, cellular component: nucleus. The record is from RefSeq and is a predicted model, not a curated record. Gene Ontology annotation, molecular function: DNA-binding transcription factor activity; RNA polymerase II cis-regulatory region sequence-specific DNA binding. Gene Ontology annotation, biological process: regulation of transcription by RNA polymerase II.